Phodopus roborovskii (desert hamster) is the source of this 1638-nucleotide messenger RNA. Its product is annotated as putative sperm motility kinase W. The transcript is spliced from 3 exons. Gene Ontology annotation, biological process: intracellular signal transduction; protein phosphorylation. Gene Ontology annotation, molecular function: ATP binding; protein serine/threonine kinase activity. NCBI's taxonomy places the organism in Eukaryota, Metazoa, Chordata, Mammalia, Rodentia, Cricetidae. The coding region runs from base 1 to 1638 and encodes 545 amino acids. Gene Ontology annotation, cellular component: cytoplasm. The record is from RefSeq and is a predicted model, not a curated record.
AUGGCCUGCCUGGCAAAAAAGGACAGCCUGGGGAGGCAAUACAAACUGAAAGGGGACAUCGGCCAAGGUGCGUUCGGGUGUGUAAACCUAGCCCGGCACAGAUUCUCGGGCACCAGGGUGGCCAUAAAGUCCGUGGAAAACCUAAGGGAACGCCUUCGGAUGAUCAUGGCAGAGAUUGAGACGUUGCAGCUCUUACAGCACCCGAACAUAAUCCAGCUGUUUCAGAUCAUAGUGACUAAGAAGCACACCUAUAUCAUAACAGAGUACGCCUCUGGAGGAAACCUGGCAGAGCUUGUCAGGAAGGGCGGCAGGCUGCAGGAGGAAAAAGCGCAGAAACUCUUCGGUCAGAUGGUGUCGGCCAUCAGGUAUUGCCAUGAUCGGGACAUCAUACACAGAGACUUGAAACCCCAUAACAUCUUGCUGGACUCAGAGGGGAACAUCAAGGUGGCCGACUUCGGUCUCGCAAGAAGAUGUCGGGCUGGAACUAUGCUGCAGGGUAGAUGCGGCACCAAGCUCUAUAACGCGCCCGAACUGAUAGUGAGGGAAGGCUACGACGGGAAAAAGGCAGAUGUCUGGAGCCUGGGCGUGGUGCUCUAUAUUAUCACCAUUGGGCACCACCCCUUCAAAGGAAGCAGCCCGAAAGAGAGCGACGGGAACAUCAUCCGAGGGAGCUAUGAGCUCCCAUCUCACGUCUCUGGGAAACUGGAAAACCUAAUUCACCAGAUGCUCACGGUUGUCCCAGAGAAGAGGCCCUCCAUCGAAGACAUUGAACAACAUCCGUGGGUCGUGAAAUGUGAAGAAGACCUCCCAGAUGACACCUACCUGGACCCAUACAUACUAGACCUGCUGGAUAACCUUGGGUUUGAUGCCAAUGCCAUCCUGGAAUCUCUGCAAAAGAGAAACUACGAUGAAAUGAUGGGGACGUACCUCAUCAUCAAAGAGCAGGUACGCAAGGGGACUGAGCUUGACUUCACCACCUUACCCAGGCAUGUGGGCCUCGUCCUGACGCCUACCCCAUUGCCAGCACGGCGUCUGAAACGAAGAGCCAGCGAGCCCAUCUUUGGCAUCCUGCACAGGCAGGCUUCACAACCGGACCGGCCGAAGCUGUUAGGGCGGAAAUUGGCCAGAAGUGCCUCUCUGCCCCAGUAUGGUCCCCAGAGGGAGAUCCCCACUUGCAGCCACGCCCCGCUCUCCAGAACUUCCACUGCCACAUGUCUCCUUGGCAGCAUACUGAAAGAGGAGAUGCCCCUGCCACGCUCUCUGCUGACCUCUCUCUCUGAGCACUUUGGCCCCGUGGCUGGCUUCCUGGGCAAUGCUUCCUGUUUUGCUCCCACAUCCUCCUUCGGGAUGAAUCUGCUAAUGAUGGUCCCGGAGUCAGGAAGAUAUGGGCGCGCUAACCGUCAAGAGCCUGGCGGGGGCCCCUCUCCAGAUUUGUCAGAGGUGGCCAUGGGACACCUGUCUCUGCGUUUCCUCGGGAUAUUGGCCCAGCUGUGGGAAGUCUGCAGGGCUGGGCUCUCAGUCCAGGCCAUGAAGCCUGGAACUCACUUCCUGGGCUCUGCCCGAGCCAGUCCUCCAGUAGCAUCACGGGGACAACUCUUCCUCCACGGGCCCAACUCCUUUCUCACAUACAAGGAGUAA